Colletotrichum scovillei is the source of this 5285-nucleotide messenger RNA. RefSeq lists its product as uncharacterized. The transcript is spliced from 3 exons. The coding region runs from base 1120 to 4620 and encodes 1166 amino acids. Gene Ontology annotation, molecular function: RNA binding. The record is from RefSeq and is a predicted model, not a curated record. NCBI's taxonomy places the organism in Eukaryota, Fungi, Ascomycota, Sordariomycetes, Glomerellales, Glomerellaceae.
CUCACAUAUCCUCCUACUCCUCCGCUCGUGUCUCUUUUUUUCACCCUCUCCCACUCCCACACUCCCCAUCUUCAACCACACCCCCAAACCCCCUAUCCCUUUCUCCAGGCCUCAUCGUCCCUAUACUAAUGAAGCCUGUAUAUUGAGACCGUUUACUUUUGUUUCUUUCCUCUCUCUUUUUACGUCUUGCUCAAAAAGAUCAUCUGGAGGAAAGGACAACGAGCUGGUUUUCGCCCACCACACAAUUCCAUCGUCCAAGGUUGCUUGUUGGGACCCUCGACGUCUAGACACACUGGAAACCUGUGGAAUCUGAUCCGAGAGACUGGCCAGACCAAAAGGACGCAACGCUACGCAUCCGCAUCCGCAUCGCGCAUCGCAACAGCAGCACCACCAGCAACCGGCGUCACCAAGCACCCACAUUGACCCAAGCCCACCGCUAAAAGCUACGCGACCACAAAACGGCCACCCGAGUGCCUGGCAAGAGAAAUCUUUCCAUCACCCCCAGCGCCCGAUUUUCGUCCACGUCCACGUCCACGUCUAAAGCCCACUUGUCCCCCCCGACAUUCCUUGACCUCACUCCCCCCGACCGACGUCGAACUCUCCUUUUAUUUUCUCGAGCACCCAGCAGCCCUUUUGCAACCGACCGACUGGCUGGCCUGGCGUACCUUGUAAUACCUGGAAACACACACAAACACGACCUUUCAACUCUUUCGACCUUUCGACGAACAUUCCUUACCGCACAAAAAGGCUCCAACGACCACACCAUUCUUCUUUCGCGCGCCUCUCCUCUGCUCUGCUCUACGCCUACCAUUGUUGCUCUGCCCACCGAAAUUGGACAGCUCGAUAGCAGAAGCUCCGGACACUCCGCUCAAUACUCGCCCGGAAGAGACGCUGGGAACUGACACAGCACCGUGCCGUCACCCUCCCUCGAAACCCCCGACUGUGGAAUACGAGACGUUACGGUCUCGAAGCUGUCCACAAUUCAUUGGGUCCAUUUCUCCCCCGCGCCUGUCAACCGUCGACCGGGAGAGCAUUGCUCAAUUCGUCAACGACAGCAACCCGUUGGGAAAAUUCUAGUGUCACAAAUUUUCUGAUGAGCUUUGGCCUAGAUAAUUGAUAAUGUCAACUAGAUCUGAUCACCUGGCCAUUGGUUACCCGCCCCAAUCUGCCACACAGAAUCGGUCCACCUCACCAACCGCCAACAACACAUCCCCCAUUGACCCGACCGCUGGUUCAUCUGUCCGAUCACCAUUCGGCCUGCCAGGCGGUCUGAAUCACUCUAGCAAGAUGGCUAGCGCCUCGCGAUCAGGGGCUGGCUCUCCGUCGCACGAGAUGCCCGGCUCCAGUAGGCUGUACUCCAAGAGAGCCCGCGAAAUUCAAGCUCAAGAAGGCGUCCCCGGAUUGCCGGUAAAUCCUUGGGGCGGUCCGCCGACCAGCGGCAACUCUACGCCCCUCCGCGAGAACAUCCCCGAGUCGCCAACCGAUGGCUUUCCUGACUUUGCCCAAUUGCCCACCCCCGAAUCCAUGCCUCAGGCGAGACGUGCCCGUGCUGGAACCGUGCCAUCGCGGUUCUCGCCCGGCGGUGUAGGCAAUGGCUUGCUCAACCUUCCGGCUAUGGCUCCCAAAUCAUCCCGGCCAACUCCGUCCCACAGCCCGUUCAAAUCCCCGUCUCCCGGUCUCGAGCCGGUAGACACGGCUUCCAACAACUCUGCUCUGCUCUCCCGCCUCCGCGCAGGCUCAAUGCCUCAGCGGAGCCCUUUCGCGCAGAUCCCCGGCACCAGCUCUCCCUUUGGACCGUCCAUUUUCAGCAGUUGGAACCCUACCGGAACGGGUCGCGAUAGGGGCAUGACUCUUGCGAGCAUUGCGAGCAUCGGCUCGACCAAUGGGCCGAGCUCGCCCACGCAAUCCCAGAUUUCCAGAGAGGGGGGCGGAGAAAGCGAUGUCCAUAUGAGGACGCUGGACUACUUGGGACUUGCUGAGACGCCGCAGCCUCCCCGCGCCCAGCUGGCAACACCGUAUAUUCCGAGCUUCAACGAAUUUACUAAGGCUAACCGUUUCCGCUCGUACUCGGUCAACAACAAGGACAAGUACGCAGACGAGGAGGACGAUGAGUUCGAGGACAUGACUCUUGAGAGCCAGUAUGUCGCCCACCUCCAGGAUCAGCUCGCAGCUACGAACGCUGCGAUCCAUAACCACAAUCUGGCUGUCCAGGCGUUUGCCAACCAAGCUACGCGCCCUCGUGCCCGAACAGCCGGCGUCCUCGAUACUCCUGGCUCUCGCCUCAUGCGAACCUACAUGUCCGGCAACGGCAUGGGCAACGCCGUCCCUCCUGCAGAGAUCCGUCUGCCGGAUGAGAAGGAGUUUGACGACCUCCCGCAAGCUGUGGCUGCUAUGAACCUGGGAAGGUCGAGCAGCCGCAAUGCGGGAUUGCUCAAUGCCGAGGACCAGGGUCUUGAGGGUCCUACCAGCGCCCUCUGGCUCGGCAGCAUCCCGACUUCCACUACUACAUCGACUUUGACAGAGAUGUUUAAGGCAUACGGUCACAUUCUAUCUGCUCGUGUUCUCACGCACAAGAACUGCGGUUUUGUGAACUUCGAGCGGAUGGAGAGCGCCAUCACUGCGAAAGCCAGCAUGAACGGAAAAGAAAUCUUCCCUGGAGCAGGACCCAUUCGCAUCAACUUUGCCAAGCCACCUUCUGCCUCGAACACGCCCGGCCACGAUGGCGUUUUCCCCUCGCCCAGCCCCGACCCGUUCGCGAAGAACCAGGACAAUGCGCAGAAUGCAGUCCCCGGUACCGCUGGCGAGAGCGCAAACGCAUCGGCCCAGUCAGCUAAUGCUGCUCCCAUUGUGCCUCCUCUGUCAGAAAUGACGAGUGACAUCAUGCGCAUCGUUAAGCAGUUCCAGGCCACCGAGGAGGAUGCUGCCAAGAUCUCCCGCAGUCUUCAGUCAUCAAUUCAGUUCACCAACUUCAUCGACGAGAUCCCCCCCAUCCGGGAACCGGCCCACACCCGCGUCCACGAUGCCCCGAGACUCAGAGAUAUUAGAAAGAGAAUCGACAACCAGAGCCUCUCCCAGGCUGAGAUCGAGACCACCGCUCUCGAUAUGCUGCCAGAGAUUGCCGAGCUAGCGUCCGACUACCUUGGCAACACUGUUGUACAGAAGCUCUUUGAGCACUGCUCCGAUGACCUUCGUGACGCGAUGCUGGCCGAGAUCGCUCCUCACAUGGCGGAGAUUGGCGUACACAAGAACGGCACCUGGGCUGCCCAGAAGAUUAUCGACGUUUGCAAGACCCCGCACCAGAUGAGUUUGAUUGUCGAGCACCUCAGACCCUACACCAUCCCUCUGUUCCUGGACCAGUACGGCAACUAUGUUCUUCAAGGGUGCCUUAAGUUCGGUGCUCCUUUCAAUGACUUCAUCUUCGAAACCAUGCUCAGCCGCAUGUGGGAGGUUUCUCAGGGCCGCUACGGUGCCCGAGCUAUGCGUGCCUGCUUGGAGAGCCACCACUCCACCAAGGAGCAGCAGCGGAUGCUGGCUGCCGCGAUCGCUUUGCACAGCGUUCAGCUCGCUACCAACGCCAACGGCGCCCUCUUGUUGACCUGGUUCUUGGAUACCUGCACUUUCCCUCAGCGCAGGACUGUUCUGUCCCCCCAGCUUGUGCCUUGCCUCGUCCACUUGUGCACUCACAAGGUCGCCUACCUCACCGUGCUCAAGGUUAUUAACCAAAAGGCCGAGCCCGAGGCGCGAGACACCAUCUUGAAGGCUUUGUUCUUCACACCCAACGACCAAAUUCUCGAGGCGAUCCUGAGUGACCAUGCCUGCGGCGCCACCCUGAUUUUCAAGGUUCUCACCACGCCGUUCUUUGACGAGAGCAUUCGCAGCCAGGUGGUUGAGAACGUCAAGAAUGUGUUGGUCCGCAUCAAGGCCCAGCCCGGUCAAGGUUACAAGCGUUUGAUGGACGAGGUCGGCCUGUCGACUCGCAACAGUGGCGGUGGCCGCGAUCACGGCCAUGGCAACUCUGGCAAUAACAGCAAUAACAAUGAGCAGCGGCAGCGACCGGCCUCCCGCCAGGCCAACAUGAACAACCACCAGCAGCAGCAGGCUGCUCACAUGAGCAAGCAGCAGUACUAUAACUCGUUGAACCAGCCCGUCAACCCUUCCAACUAUGAGUUGGGAUUUGGCGGUCAACGCAGUGAGCCUGCCGACGCGAGCAUGGCCCCUUUCCCUCCCUAUGGUGUUCAGAAUCCCAUGUACAACCAAUCCAACUCUCCCAUGCCGACGCCUGCGAAUCUCCAGCAGCUUCAGUACCAACAGAGCAUGCUCAACCGUGCAACGCCCCCCAUCAACAACUUCUUCCCGCCGAUGCAGGCAGGCUUUGGAGGGUAUAGCAGCCCAAGCCCGUCCAUUGACCAGUACCGCAGCCAGAAUCUGGCCAACGGAAGCCCUAUUCAGCCGCCGACUCAGCUUCCUCAGAUGCCUCCCGGUCAGGCACCAUACGCACCUCCUGGAUUUGGUAUGAACAUGGGCAUGUCGGGAUAUGGUGGCUAUGGCAACAUGGGCGGCAUGCAGAACAUGGCGUACAUGCAGCAGGAGCAAGUCAACGGAAGACGUGGCCGACGAUGAUUCAUACGCCUUUUGUACAGACGAAUUGCUGGUCAGAGAGGGUCUGACUGGCUCAUGCCGCUCUUUUUCUUUUUUCGCUUGGUAAGGGAUGGCUUGGUAUGGGAUCGGCACAGGAGUUUGGUUGAUCUGGAUCGUCAUGUAAGAAUGUUUGCAGGGGUAACACCGCCCAACGUGUCAGGAAAAUGCGCAAGCCACUCCAGAUGUGGAGGAGGCCAUGUCUCGAUGAUAGACAGGGCAACAACAUGAAGCUGCCUCUCCGGAAAUGUGGUCGCAGCAACGAAGAGGGUUUUUUAUUUUCGUUUCACUUGGGGCUCUAGAAGCCCCCCACUUGCCACUUCACUCUUCCUGUCCUUUCUUUUCUUUCCGCUGGGGAAGUUUUUUACAAGCUUUACUAUUGCUACCCUCACUUUGCUUGUGGCGUGGUAUAUAGAAAAACCGAGAGAGGGUAGCCGGAUGUUGUCCUGAAGCCCCACCUUCGCAUGGCAGUCAAGACGCAACCCCCUAAAAAAUCGCAUAUGCUGCUUUUUGUUAUGAGAGAGCUAUGGAGUCGAGAGUGUGUUUCCGCAGUCAAAGCAUUCAUGUGUGUAUGCCGCGACCUGCCGGGUUCGUUCGCUAGGCAUGCAGUCAGGUAGCCAGGCAAAAGAACUCCUGAUAGCCACGCAAAC